Diabrotica balteata is the source of this 5121-nucleotide messenger RNA. The record is from the annotation of a GenBank genome assembly. Lineage: Eukaryota; Metazoa; Arthropoda; Insecta; Coleoptera; Chrysomelidae.
CCUUACUAGGGGGGUAUGUACUAUGUGUUUACUUUUAUUUCAGCAAAACCACCCAACAACUGAAAAUGCAAAACUAAUCUCGGCUUUGGUUUGAAAAACUGCAAUAAUAUACAUUAACAAUAAUAAUCAAGGUAGUGUAAGAUGGGUAGAAGUAAAAAUACGCCAAAAAAGCACGAAACUGACAGAAUUCAAUACUUAGAUUACAUUCCAGUAGUUAAAAAGCGUCGAAGUCGUGUUGAUUAUACUACCGAGAAGUUCAUCAAUGUAAAUCUACCCACAGAUUUGUGCAGACAAUGGUAUUUAGGAGAAAUAUUAAUUGGCUCUACUAAUAAUACAUUUCCCGACCAGUUUAAAACUGUGAAGGUAUCUUUUAAAUUCAAAGAUGAUAGUCUUGAGGAAAAGCAUCAGUUCAACAGUAUUAUUAUAUCAUGUGAUUCCCAUUCUGUAAUUGUAACAGAUUAUACCAAUAACACAAGUUUUAUUAAAGAGUUAAUGAGUUUGACAAAGAUAUUUUCAUUUGAUUUUUCAUGCAGAGAUGAAAAUUUGUACCUGAAAAUAUAUUUUACUCAACUACCACUGCCAAAGUUUUACCCAAAGCUAGGAAACUGCCUGAAAAAUCUUUUUAUACAAUUGUUUGGAGAAGUUUGUUCUAAUAUAUACGAUGACUUUAAAAAUACUUCCAAAUGUUUCCAUGGCAAUUCAGAGGUGCAGAAGUUGUAUGAUAAGUUGAUAGAAAAAAGGAAGUCUGAUAAGGUUGAUUAUAAUGUCGAAGAAAAUGUGCAGCAUCACUAUUUAAAACCUGAGUUAAGGCCUUAUCAACAAGAGUCAAUAAAAUGGAUGUUAUAUCGAGAAAGAAUGGAAGAUUGCAAAACAGAUUUUUUGCACCCUCUCUAUACUCCAAUCAAAUUACCAUCAAAUAUUGAGAUCUAUUUUGACAAAUACACAGGAUUCAUAUGUAUUGAAAAACCAUUAACUUCUCUCUCUACAAAAAUUGGCAUCCUGGCUGAUGAAAUGGGUUUGGGAAAGACUGUAGAGGUUAUAGCUUGUCUUUUACUCAAUCCUAAAAUUGAAUCAAAAGAAGAUUAUUCAAGAAACAACCCAAAUCCUGAUAGUAAGUUAGAGCUGUCAUCAAAAAGCAUAAAAGGGAUGUUAGAUGAUUGUGAGGAGUCUACUGUUGUGAAUAGAAAGCGUCGAAGCUCUGUUGAGGAACCAGAAGGUCCCAUUAUAACAAUUCCACAAAAAAAAUCUAAGCAUUCAAGUGAACCUAAGGAACCUAAGUAUGUUGAUAAACCGAGGAAGUUACAGGUGCCUGAAGAUUGGAUAAAAGGCAAGACAAAGAAAAGUUCAACAUUCGUAGCAUUGAACAUGUGGUACAACAAUAUUUUAGCAGAAACUAGUACCAUACGUUCUAGUUCAUUUGAAGAAGUUGAUAGAAUAUCUGUUCAGUGUGUUUGUGGAAGUACUUCUGAGAGAACAGCUAUUAAAUGCUCCAGCUGUGAUGUAUAUCAACACCCUAAAUGCUUGGGGUACACAAAAUCUUUAGGGAAGUAUUUUUGCCCACAAUGUUGGAUGAACCAGCCACUUGUAGAGUCCAAGGCUACUCUAAUAGUAACUCCUGUAGCUUUGAAGACCCAAUGGUGCAAAGAAAUUGCCAAACACAUUAAAGGAAACUUGAGUGUUCUGCAGUAUCAAGGACAUAAUAUUAACUCAGUUUAUCCCACUGAGCUGAAAGAAUAUGACAUUGUUUUAACUACAUACAGUGUGCUUGCGCAUGAGCUGAAGCUUACUCAUACUGAAGAGGCCAAGAAUUUGAGAAAGGGCAAAAAGUACUUUCGACCAGGGUGUCCAUUGACAAGGAUCAAAUGGUGGAGGCUUUGCCUGGAUGAAGCUCAAACUGUCGACACUCCUGACUGUGUGGUGUCUGUGAUGGCUAGGAAAAUCGAAGCUGUUCACCGCUGGGCGGUUACUGGAACGCCCAUUUCAAAGAACAUAUCAGAUUUACAUGGCUUAAUAGAUUACUUGCAAAUAUCCCCUUAUAACGACCUUACUACAUGGCAGAAGAUCUUAUACCAACCUUAUUUAGUGGGCAACGAAGAACCGUUGUUGAAUUUUUUAUCGACUAUCUUGUGGAGAACGUCCAAAAAAGAUGUAGCGGAUCAAGUAGGCAUACCAAAACAAACCCACUUACACCACACGCUGGAGUUUUGUGCUGUGGAAAAGUAUUUUUACAAGAGGGAACACGAAAUCAGAGGCAGCUUUUUUGCGGAAAAAUGUAAGGGCUACGAUCCUGCCAUAUGUCUCGAUACUUUGGACAAGAAGACUUUAAAAAAGAUAUUAGAACCAGUAUUGACGUUGAGACAGAUUUGCGUUACUAUGACAACGCCUAAAGGUACUUUCUUAGGGUCAAGGAAAGAAGUGACGUCAAUGAAAGAUCUAUUGGAUGCUCUAAUUUCGAACAGCACCAACGAUACAGAAGACUGCUUGAGGCUAGUUAUUUCUGCAUAUAACGGUAUAGCCGGUAUCCAUUUACUCUUGCAAAAUCCACAAGAAGCUAUAAAUACGUACAGAGAAGUGUUACAGCUGGUCGCUAAAUUUUCCGUGGAAAAUAGUAAAAUAAAACUUACGGUAGACAAACCACAAGUUAUCCACACGUUGUAUAAUCUUGCAGAAGUGUUAGAUAUUUACCCACCGGAGCAUCCUACCUUAAGAGAUAGCAGUUUGCGGAAUGAUUGCGAAGAGUUGGAGACGAAAUAUUUGGAGAAAUUCAUCUCUGAGUCGUGCGCGGCGUUCGAGAAUUUUCAAUCGCUUACGUUGGCUAUAGAAGAGUUGCAGAAGCGGUUUUUGCUCAAAGAUGGUCAGUGGUAUUCGGACGGUUUGGAGUGGGUCGUUGUGAAUCGUUUUUUGACAGAAUUGGAUACUAAAAUAACUGCAGGAUGCGAUACAGUCGGCAUUAUAAAUGAAGUAAGAAAUGACAGCCACGGGAACAUUCUUCAUCUCCUAUACACUUGGCAUAACAAUUUGUCGAUUUUAAGAGAGGAAUUAAUCGUCGCCGUUACCGAUCUCUACAAUUACAAACCGGACAGCAUUCAUAAAAUUGUCAUCAAGAGGUCUGUGGUGAACAAGGCAAUGAACUGUCACUUGCGGCCACAGAAAAAAGGGCAAAAAGCGACGAUCAAGUGUCCAGUGUGUGUCUCUAAUGAGUGUUUGAAAAGGUACGAGUUGAAUUUGUUUAAUAUGACACAAAGGGGGCAGAUGUUCGAUGAGAUGUCGUUGAAAGGUAACUGGAAGCCGACAUUACCAGAAGUCAUUAUGCAAUCAUUACGCAGCGUCCUAAGAGUGCAUGGGGCGAAACCAGAAUUCAUUAAAGAUGGCGGCAUACAAAUGAGUAUGAUUAACACCAUGAAGAAGGAGUUUAAGGAACUGCGGAAGUUCUGGACAUUCUUAGAUCAACAGAUUUGUGCUAUGGAUGAAUUAGACAUUUGCAAAGUUAGGUUGCAACUCAAGCCCGAUGAAGAAGAAAAGAAGGCUAACAAAGUAUUGAAAAAUUUAACCUACGAAUUAGACAACAAACAUGAAACCAUACAUUUACUCAGCGUUCACGAGCUCGAUUAUCAGUUGAUGUUACUACAAAACGAUGUUCAGAACAAUACAACAAAGUUAGAGAAGCUUUUGGGCACGCAGGGUUACUUAGAGACCCUAAGGAAGCAACAGUAUGAAGGUCAAAGUCCAGAUCCUUGCCCUAUUUGCCAAAAUCAAUUGGAACUACACUGGAGCAUCUUAUCCUGUGGCCAUUGCUACUGUUUGGAGUGUAUACAAGUGAUUUUAGAACAGGCUUCAGGAGACGUGAUAAGCUGUUCUGUGUGCAGAAAUAGGCAGCUUUACAACGAAGUCUCGUAUAUUAACGCUGUGGAAACUACUAAAGACAACUCUGUACAAAUAAAAGGCAGUUACUCCACGAAAAUAUCACAAAUAGUGAAAGUAUUAAUCGACUUGAAGAAAGAAGACAAGGACGCCAAAGUGUUGCUUUUUUCGUCGUGGAAAAACGUUUUGGAUACUGUAAAGAAGGCACUCGAUAAAAAUGACAUUUCGUCUGAAUUGGCACUGAGUGGAAACCUAGAUGCCAAAAUUACAAGCUUUAAGGAUCCUGCCAAAAAUAUUACAGUGCUCCUCUUACCAGUGCAGUUAGGAUCCAAAGGUCUAAAUCUAAUCGAAGCUAAUCACGUUAUGUUUGCCGAACCUCUUUUAAAUCCUGCGGAUGAACUACAAGCAAUCGGGAGAAUUGACCGAAUAGGACAGAAAAGAAAUACCUUUAUACACAAGUUUCUGAUGAAAAACACCAUAGAAGAAAAUAUACAUCAGGCGACAACUUCAAACGCUCAAAACUGGGAAAAAAAUGCUGUGACCAUUCAACAUAUGUUGGAUUUGUUUAAGGUGCCGGAAUUGGCUGAUCAUCCUGAAGGGGAGACUUAAUUUAUAUGAAAAAGAAGACGUGAUAGACGAGCUUUUUUGGAAUAGAUGAAUGAUCCUUAGAUGAAAACGAAUUGCCAAUAAAUUGCGUUCAGGGAAGACCUGAACCUCUCUGGAUUAUCUGUUUUGUUUUCCUUAUUGAUCACAUUAUCACAAUAUUUUGUUUUACUGGCCUGCAUUUUAUGUAGGAGCAAAUUACUUUGAUUUGCUGAAGUUGGAAGAUACCGCCAAAACAUUCUGGAAGAUGACAGAGUGCCUAAUAAGAUUCUUUUAAAUUUUUUCAGCUUCGUUUACAAUUACAACGAAAUUUGUCGAAUGAAAACAUUCAUUUUUUUUGUGUGUACCAAAAUAUUUUCUUACGAUCAUUCCCCACGUUGGACGCCCAAAAUUAUGCGUUCAAGGUCAACAGUUACCCAAUUAGGCUUUGUUAUUGAUUUAUCCAAAUUUAAAGUUAUUUUAGCUUACAAUAGAAUGAUAUAUUGGAUACAAAAUCGAUUUUGUUAGUGGCUAGUAUUUUAAACACACGUUUAAACGAAUGUUUUUAUUCAUUUUUUAAUCUUAUUUUACUUUAAUCUAUCUGUUGUCAAAUAACUUAAAGUUAACAACUAAAUAAAAACUGUUUUCUUCUAUAAAAAUAUUGAUCUUUGUAAAUUU